Drosophila rhopaloa is the source of this 916-nucleotide messenger RNA. Its product is annotated as trypsin epsilon. The transcript has a single exon. Bases 11 to 745 code for a protein of 244 amino acids. The record is from RefSeq and is a predicted model, not a curated record. NCBI's taxonomy places the organism in Eukaryota, Metazoa, Arthropoda, Insecta, Diptera, Drosophilidae. Gene Ontology annotation, molecular function: serine-type endopeptidase activity. Gene Ontology annotation, biological process: proteolysis.
CCAAGACAAAAUGAGAAUGUUUUUUGGGUCCUGGUUUGUGUUGAUCUUGCUGUCACGGGGCACCCUCGGAAUUCAAGACGGAGUCGACGCGCGGUUUGAGUUGUGGAGUUUCAUGGCCUCCCUGUGGAUUAACGGGCAUCACGAGUGCGGAGGGACCGUCAUCGAUAAUCGAAUUAUCCUGACAGCCGCCCAGUGUGUAGCAGAUAUUCCGCUGAAAAAUUUAUCUGUACGCGUGGGCACAGUAGAUAUAUAUAAAGGUGGCAGUAUUAUCGCGGUAACUGCAAAAAUUGUGCAUGAAAAAUAUCGUGAGUUGAACAACGAUAUUGCCCUUCUAUGGCUAAAGACAUCUGCCGUAUCCGAUAGAGUGGCCAAAGCUCCACUGACCAUUAAAGAACCCGCUGAACGCGAAUUCCCAAGCAACGCAGGAUGGGGCGAGAGGCAACUGGAGUCCUACGAUGCGCCCAGAAAGCUUCAAAACGGAGUCACCAAAAUCCAUCUGCGAAAGUUUUGCAGUGAUGAGCUUAUUGAAACGAUUGGCGAUAACCUUCUUUGCUCCUAUUACACGCAAAACGACAUUUGUCCAGGCGACUAUGGAGGUCCCCUGAUCCUGGGCAACAAACUAGUCGGCAUCGCCAUCCAAGGACAUGGCUGUGGAUAUGUCAAUCUGCCCUCCAUCUACACGAAUGUGUUCCAUUAUCUUAAAUGGAUUGAUGACAAUUCCAAAAAGAUCAGGAAAAAUAAAUAGAGUUAUACAAAUAAUAAUGAUAAUAAUAAAUCUUUAUUUUUAGAUAAUUAACAACAUUAAGUUUUAAAAGUAUAUACGGUAAUAUUAACAUUAGUAAAUUGUAGUUUAUUUCUAUCAUUAAAACUAAUGGUUUUAUACCUGUUUAUCAGCAGCAGAAUUUUCAGUUAUAUU